AUGAAGAAACGAGGACAUCAGGACGAACAUGCAAACAGUCUCUACCCAGCUGAAGGGAAGGGGACGCACAGAGAACGCCAUGAACUGUGGAAGGCAAAGGAAUUUGAUGCUCGAGGUUCGCGAUCACGAGGAGCACCAAAGACGAGGGGAUUUGUUCAUGUCGCCGCUGGUUGGUACAAGCCAAACCCUGAAGACCCAGAGAACUCGUCCAUCUAUGAAUACUUGGUUUCUAUGGAUCUUAAAGGGAUGUUGGUGAAAACCGUGGCCAAUCAGGCACUCGGAAAGAUGGUUCGGGACGAUAUGGAGAACAAUAGGAUCUACGCCCUCAAACUGGCCGCUCGUUAA
This is a messenger RNA of Haemonchus placei, 345 nucleotides long. The record is from the annotation of a GenBank genome assembly. NCBI's taxonomy places the organism in Eukaryota, Metazoa, Nematoda, Chromadorea, Rhabditida, Trichostrongylidae.